AUGAAGAAGAACAAGAACAGUUUUAGUUUCCGUCGAGGGAGUUUGAAGCAGAAGAAGAGCAGCGCCUCCUUGGCCGAGACCGCGUCUGGCUGGGGAAGUCAGGCCAAUCUGCUCAACGAUGUCCUCUAUUCUCCGCAAGUCGUGCAGAUCGGACAUCAAGCUAACGGUAGGGGUGGUGUGGACUUCAAUUAUCUUCGAAAAAAUCGAAAAAUAAAAAAAUUUUUUUUUGCGAAAAAAAAAUUUUUUUUCUAAAAAAAAAAAUUUUUUGCACAGUGCUACCAAAAAUCACAAAAUAUUUUUUCGCUCAAAAAACGUCAUUUCCCCUGAAAAAUCAGCAUCUCGUCGUGAAAAAACAAAAAAAUCACCCCAAAAAAAUCGUUUUUUUCGGAAAAAAAUCGUAAUAAAAAGAUUCGAAAUUCUCAUCAUAAUAUCGUCCUGUUCGUUCAAAAAAUUACUGGAUUUUCCUAAAAAAUCAUUUUUUUUUGUAAAAAAAAAUUUUAAUUAAAUUUUCUUUUUCAAAAAAUCAUCGUUUUCGAAUAAAAAAAAAUUUUCGUCCCAAAAAUCAUCACUUCUUAUCGUUAGGCUGAAAAAAUCUCCAAAGAAUCGCAAUAAUUCAAAAAAAUUCUAAAUUCACCCUUUUUUACUAAAAAAAAAUUUUUUUCGCCCAAAAAAUCACUAAAAAUUUAUAAAAAAUCUCCAAAAAAUCGCUAUCCCUCAAAAAAAAUCAAAAUUCAGGUCCAACCGACAACAUCACCGCUCUUUUGGCGCAGUCCAAUGAUCCGCCCAAGCCGAUGUUGUUCUGCGAGAUGCUGCAUUUGGUUGGGAGCAACUUCUCGGAUCAGGAAUUGCAGCCGCAUUGGAAUCAGACCAACCGCUGGAUCAAGUACGAGCAGACCGUUGAGGGCGAGGGAAGCCGCUUCUCGAAGCCGCACCUCACUUUUAUGCGGGUCCCGUCGCUGUUGCAGGUAAAAUACGGACCAAUAAAAGAGUGUCCAUCCUACAGUGGCGGACCUGAUCCAGUGGCAAAAAAAGUUCCAUUUUGCAUCCGGGAAGUCUCAAAAAUGUGACAAGACACCUCCCUCUCAAAGCAAAAAACUCCGAUUUCAAAGGCGCGCCUUCAAACCGGGGUUUUCUAGUUGGAAUAGGAGGCAUUUUGCCACAUUUUUUGGUACCUCCCGGAUGCCGAAUGGUAUUUUUUUGCCACUGGAUCAGGUCACUCACUGCAUACUAGGUCAACUAUCAGUCUUUCGGGAAAAUGAUGAGCGCAAUUUCGCUGUCCCGAUCCAGUCGCUGAAGUGAAAAACAAUUUGAUUUUGCGGCGACACAAUUCAUAUUCUCAGCGGCGAUACAAUAUUCCAUGCGACAGAGUUCUUAUUAUUUUCCCGACAGACUGAUAAGUCGGUAGAUAAAUCUGUAAAUCUGUGACAAAACUUCCUUUUCUUCUAUUUUUAUUCAAUCCCAUUUUUCCUUACAACCAAUCUCCCAUCUCCAUUCCAGGUCCGCAACACCCUGAAACGAGGUCUUGUUCUGCUCGACGUGGAUGUGGAAAACUUCCCCUCCUUGGUGGAGCUGAUCACCGACAGUUGGUGCGAUCGCGGCGCAUUGGACGAGGCGAUGGUGGAGAGUGUCCGAAUGCUCCUCUUCGCUCCAAAAUUAUACUCCGGAAUGGGGAAGAGGCGCCGAGUUGAGGAGCUGGUUCAAUCAGAGAGCAGAUUGAGAAGUUCGACAAGCUCUUCCAUCUCCAAUGUGGUCAGAAAGCUGUCGAGCAGUCCCAUGGACAGCGAGAAUUCAAAGCUGUCGCCGAGGGAUAGUUUUGAUGAGCUUCAGCAACGGCCCUCGUCGCCAAAGCCGGAUGAUGUAAGGGGAGUUAAAUUGCUGCGUAUUCAGCUGUCUAUAGAAGUCUGAGAAUCAAAGAAAUACAUACAGUGGGAUCUCUGUACAACAUGAGAGGAAACCUGUGUAUCAGUCUGCAAGGAAACACUUUUAACGAAUCAAUUUUUUUGUGCCAUUUAAUGUUCUUAUUGUUAGAUGUAUAAUACAGAGGUUUUCCUAUAUGAUUUUCUUGUUCUUUCUUCAUACACCCUUCACUGUAAUAUCCAUGACUUUAGGAAGACUCGUUUAUCCGAAAACUGGCUCCAGGAACGGAAGCAGCCGUAAUUAUGGUGGCUAACGUGGAGGGUUUGGAGAAACCGUUGAGUGCCUUCGUGCGACUGACUACUGCUCAGGUAAGCCCUAUAUGGCGCGCUAAAAGACACCUCAAUCCUUCCUGCUUGUUUCAGAUCCUCAACCCCGACAUUCCUCAACACGCAAUCCCUGUGAAAUUCGUCUUCAUUCUGUUGAAUCGGGCCGAAAAUUUCAUCAACGAAACGUCGAACCUUGGCCGGACUGUCGGCGCCCUUUUUUCGGACGAGAUUUUCUCCCGCGUCGCGUAUUUAGCGUCCGACAAGCAUAUGUUAUGCGACGCGGCUGACGAAUUCUUCACAACCGCAUGCUUAUUGCCUGCGGGCAAGUGCACACCGGAAACUAGAUGCCAUCCGGAGGACCUGAGUAGUAGUUUGGGAGGGGAGUUUCGAGAGGUACGGGGGGUUUUGAGCUUUGUAAAAUUCGUUAAUGCUUAGCCUGUUGAUGAUAAAAAAUUGCUUGUAGGUCCGGAAGAUUGGGUUGAGUCGAGAGGAUAUUCAAGAGACCUCUCCGCCAGGUGGUCAUGCAAAUGACAUUGUUGUGUCUGGCACGCUCUUCGGAGGUCUGGCACAUGACAUUCAGUAAGUCUAUCUAUCAGCCUGUCAGGAAAACAAUGAGCGCAAUGUCGGAGCGCCAAUCGCGUCGCUGUAGUGAAAAUCAAUUUGAUUUUGCCGCGACACAAUUCAUUUUCGAUGCGAUUUUCGACGCGACAGAGUGCUCAUUAUUUUCCCGACAGACCGAUAAUUUAUGCGGGACCCGAAAAUCUUUAGGCAAGAAAAUGAUGACAAUCGGGAAACAUUGGGGAAGUACCCAAAGCGCGACGCUCAGAUUUUGAUAAAAGUGGUACAAAAUUGGAAGUUUUUUUUCUAAUCCAUUAGCGACACUGCUAGCUCGCGCUUUGCAGAAAAAAAACUGAAUUUUUUUUAGAUUAAAGAUUGGAAAGAAUUAGCAAUUUUUUGCGAAUUUUGGGAUCAAUUCAAUUUCAAUUUAUUCACACUAAUCACAUGUAAAAUCAUGGAGUGUAUCAGUCGGGAUUCCAUUGUCUGGUCAGUAUAAGGUCUCUCCAUCUCGCGCCAUGGUGCUUUCGAAAAUCGUCGGUCCAUCAGAGUCUGGGGCGUAAAAGGUCGUUUGUAGGGCGGCGCACGUCAAACUGAGAUAGGCUAAAACAGUCCGGUGAACGAAUUGGUAAUUUGCCAAAAAAUUUAAAAAGACGCAAAAAAACGUUUUGUCGGGGAAGAAGUGGGGAAUUUUUGGGGCGAGAGAGUGCGAUUUUGCGUGUCUUUUUUCUCUCUUUCUCUGCGAAAUCAAGACGAAGUGUAAAAAACCGAUAGCGAAGAGUCUAUUCCGGUCACCGGCCUCCUCUGUUUGACGUGCGGCGUCCAUUCCAUCAGUCGUUGAUCCCAUCUUCCCUCCUCGCGUCUUAGCUGCAUUUUCUCCAUGUACUUCCACUUUCGCUUCUUUGCCUUGCAUACAUUCUUUAAACCAGUCCUCGCGCGGAUGUUACACGUUCGGGAUCAAAAGUUUCAGAUCUAUUUCUACCAUUGGCAAUAUCUCCACAAAAAAUCACUUUUUCCGCAUAAACUGGCAAAGAUGAGGCUAAAAAACGUUUCUCUCUCACCGCUCUCCGCGUACUUUCUUGGCGACAAAGAUUGUUGAAUAUCUCGGCGGUCGCUGGAAAGCGCGAGCUAAAACUUUCAGGAAUUGAUACUUAGCCUACGCUCGACAUGUGUGCAAAGUUUAAAGAAAAUCUGAGCGUCGCACUUGGUUCAUUUCAAAUUUCGGGGCCGCGACAAAUUCUCAGGACUUUUUUAGGGUUAGUACGAUACUUACAUUACACCUUUUCAGACGGAAACUCCCUUGGUAUGCCUCCGAUUUCACCGACUUUUUCCGCGGCCGCCUCAGCCAAUCGUUCGCCGCGACGAUCUGUGUUUUCUUCGCCAAUCUCACCAAUAUCAUCACGUUCGGCGCCGUCAUGGAACGAACUUUUAACGGCGAAAUGGCGGCGGUCGAAAACAUCCUAUGCGGCGCCAUAACCGGCGUCAUUUUUGGCCUCUUUUCCGGCCAACCGCUGAACGUACUGUCCGCGACGGGGCCUACGCUGAUUUUCGAAAAAAUCAUUUACGACAUGUGCAAGACGCAGGGCUGGGAUUUCCUGCCCUUCCGCUUCUGGAUGGCGUGCUGGAUCGCGCUCAUCUUGCUGGUGAUUGUGGCCAAGGAUUUGAGUGCGCUGGUCGCGUUUAUUACCAGAUUCACGGAAGAGGCUUUCGCGACGCUCAUCUCGGUGGUUUUUAUUAUUCAGGUAAAAAAAAUUUGAAUAAAAAAAUUAAAAAUUAAAAAAUACGAAAAAUAAAAAAUAAUUAAUAAAAAAAUAAAAAAUUAAAAAAAAUCGGAGAAAUAUAAAAAUAAAUAAAACAAAAAAUACAAAAUUUUUAAAAGAAAUAAUUUGGAAAAAUAAAAAAAAAUCGAAAAAAUAAAAACUAAUAAAAUAAAAGAAAUUUUUGUUUUAUUUUAUAAAAAAUACAAAAAUUCGUAAAAAAAAUAAUCAAUAACAAAAUAGAAAAUAUAAUUCAAAAAAUUAACACAAAUAAAAAACAAUUCUUAUUUAACUUGAAAAAAUCAAAAAAUAGAGAAAUAAAAUACCCAAAAAAAAAGAAAAAAUUAGCAAAACUUUAAUCUCGAUUUCUAUUCAUCACCUAAAAACUGAAAAAAAUUCUUUUAUUUCCAGGCCGCCGAAAAGAUCCUCGAGAUCCAAAAAGAGGCUCCACUAACUCCGAAUCCGGGGGAAUUUAUCGACUCUACGUGUCAGUGCAUCCGAAACGCCUCUCGGUCGAUAUUAUCGACUCAUAAUCUGUACAGCGAGGCCGAGGUUUGCACCCAAAGUGGUGGGACGUUGAGUGGAAAAGCCUGUUUUUUCAAGCCUGACGUGUUUUUGGCGUCCGUUUUAUUGGCCUUGGGGACGUAUGCGGUGGCAAUGAAGUUGCAUUCUUUCAAACAAUCGCCAUAUCUCAACACUAUGGUAAGCAAAUUUGCCAUGUUUGAGGGACUUUUUUGUAACCUCGGGCGCACCUCGAGAUAUAUUUCAUCGUAUAAAAUGGUUUGGAAAUCGCUUUUAAAAAGAUGAAGUAGACGUAAAAUGGCACAAAAGGAUGUAAAUUUUUUUUUAUUUUUACAGUUUUCAGUGUCUACGCUCGGGCGCAGCUCGAGACACAUUCCGUCGUAUAAAAUGGAAAUAUGUACUAAAAAUUUAAUACUAUUGACGAAAAUGGAUAGAGUAGUGGCGAAAACGGCAAUAGUUUUAUUUUUCGGAUUUAUCAAUCAAGCCAGGGCGCAGCUCGAAAAAUUUUCUUAUCGUAUAACUUGUCUCCUCGGAAGGACACUAAAUGCGACUUAUAACAGCUAAAAAGUAACUGUAGAAGCGUCAUACAAUUUUUUGCAUCAUAAAAAAUCAACUUAUGUGUAUAAUUUUUCACCUCGGAAAUGUUUCAUCGUAUAACUUGUCCCUUCGAGGUUUCGUCGGCAGAAUUUCAAAAUCCUUAGUUCUAGCCUAUUGCUGGUUAGUUUUCAAACCAAAUAUAUCAAAUUUUUAGAUCCGCAACAUAGUUGCCGACUUUGGAUUAUUGAUCUCAAUUAUCAUCUUCUCCUUGAUUUCAUAUUUGAUUGGAAUCCGUGUCCCAAUCCUGCAAGUCCCUCAAUCCCUUACUCCGACAAUGAAACGGCCGUGGCUCGUCGACAUAACAAACAUUUCUUCGCCGACAGUUAUUUUCGUCUCGGCCGUUCCAGCAGUAAUGUAUACAAUCUUAAUUGUGAUGGAUCAGCAAAUCACAGCUGUCAUUGUAAAUCGAAAAGAUAAUUUAUUGAAGGUAAGGGGGUUGAUUUUACUAUUUUCAGUUUGAAAAAAAUUUUGUCAUUGUUUCUUUUUCAUCUGGCAAAGAUUUUAAAAAUGCACAGUGCGAACAAUUUUCAAUGCUCUGCACUGUGCGCAAGGUAACCUGUAGAAGGUCAAAAUUCGUUUUUAAAAAAAUUUCAGGAUCCAUGUUAUUCAUUAGUUGAAAUUUCUUUGCCCUCAAGCAUGAUUCCCGCACAAUGUAACCAUUUUGCGAAAAUCCGCACCGUGCAGAUCAAAAAAACCUUUUUUAAGCCGCACAGUGCGCAGAACACAAAAAGCAGUUUUAAAAACCUCAAAACUAGAUCAAACUAGACUUUUAAUUCUUCAGAAAGGGGGUGGUUACCAUCUGGACCUCUUCAUUUUGGCCCCUCUCAUUAUCCUCUGCGCUUUAUUGGGACUUCCAUUUUAUGUCGCCGCCACAGUACUCAGUAUGGCGCAUUUGGACGCCUUGAAGCAGCAAUCCGUCUCCAGUGCUCCUGGCGACCCACCGAGGUAUUUGGGGAUCAAGUAAGUUGAUUUUUGGAUUAUUUUUUUCUUGUUAUACAUCAGAUGUCAUGGAUAACAUAAUUGAUACACAAAAAGUCAAUUAGUCAAACCUAGCCGUUCGUCAAGCGUAUUUUACAAACAGAAAAAUUAUUUUCGGCAUUUAUAUAGCCUCAGAUCUUGAAGUCUAGCCAUCUUUCGGCACUUGCAACGGAAUGCCAAGAUUUCAAAAACUUGGCGGGAAUUUUAAACUUUGCAGUUUAAAAUGGCUCAGAAAUAUUGCACUAGGCAAAAAUCCCAAAAGUUUUGCCUUUUUCAGCUCAUUUCUCAAAUUUUCCUCUCUAAACCACCGUAAUCCCCAUUCUAUUUUUCAGAGAGCAGCGGCUCAGCACAAUCUUUGCCCACAUUUUGAUAGGAUUUUCGCUGUUUUUGACCCCAAUCCUGCGGCUGGUUCCAUUGCCCGUGCUCACCGGGAUCUUCCUCUACAUGGGUGUGGUCUCAUUGGGAGGCCAACAGUUCGUCCAACGCUUUCAGCUGCUCUUUAUGAGCAGUAAAACCCAGCCGGAAUACCAUUGGUUGCGCUCGGUGCGUAUGAAACGAACGCAUUUGUUCACUUUUAUCCAGUUGGUCUGCGUUUUGGCGUUGUUUGGACUCAAGAACUUGAAGGGAUUGAAAAUGACCUUCCCGUUGAUGGUAAGUGCAGCUGGGAUACUAUUUACCAGUCGUUCCAUAAAGUGCGUAGACUUUUUUCACGGAACACAGGCUAGUUUUACCGACAGAUUGAUAACAGCCUGUCGGGAAAAUAAUGUGGAUUUGUCGCAGAAAAAAUUCUCACCUCGUCGCAGUCUCACGCCAAAUCUCCAACCGCGGCUAGCCGUCGCAUCGCGAGAAUGGGCGAUUCCAAGACGCGACAAAUCCAAAAAGAAGAAAAAUGGACUGUGUGAAAAAAGUCUAUGCACUUUUGAAAAAUCGUAAUAGCAUUUUUCACAAAGUGCAUGGACGUUUUUUCGCUUUCACACAGUGCAUCUCGAGGCUUCCCCACGCUUUUAGCCAACGCACAGUGCGUUUUUCCCUUUGCGCACCAUGUCAACCUUAAAAAGGCCGUUUGCAUUGUGCAACUGUUUGCGCGAAACCGCGGCGACACAAAAACCAAUGUCGCAGCGAUGCUUCGUUGCACCGUGCAAAACCCAAAAAAAAGUGAAUGCACGGUGCACGAGAGACAUUUUUUGUGCACGGUGCGGACAGCGACGAAAUAUGUCUGUCGGGAAGACACCGUGGGGGACCUGAUUCAGUGGCAAAAGGCGUAUCAUUUUGCAUCCGGGAAGUAUCAAAAAUGUGGCAAAAUGCUCUCCUCUCCAAGUGAAAAAACUUCGUUUUGAAGGGCGCGCUUUUGAAAUCUGGGUUUUUUCACUUGGAGAAAGAGGUAUUUUGCCACAUUUUUUGAUGUUUCCCGGAUGCAAAAUGGUACGUUUUUGCCACUGGAUCAGGACCCCCACUGUAUCUUCUCGACAGACAUAUUUCGUCGCUGUCCGCACUGUGCACAAAAAAUGUCUCUCGUGCACCGUGCAUUCACCUUUUUUUGGUUUUACACGGUGUAAUGAAGCAUCGCUGCGACAAUGGUUUUUGUGUCGCCGCGGAUUCGCGCAAACAUUUGCACAGUGCAAACGGCUUUUUUUUUAAGGUUGGCAUGGUGCGCAAAGGGAAAAACGCAUUAUGCAUUGGCGAAGAGCGCUGGGAAGCCUCAAGAUGCACCGUGUGAAAGCGGAAAAACGUCCAUGCACUUUGUGAAAAAUGCUAUUACGAUUUUUCAAAAGUGCAUAGACUUUUUCGCACAGUGUAGUUGUUGUUGCGAGCCCAAAAUGCGCAGCGACGUAGUCGAAAAAAGAAAACUUUUUUUUUCACUUUCAGCUCCUAGUAAUGGUGAUUGUCCGCGCAUUUUUGCUCGAGCGAAUGUUCACUCAAACCGAGCUUCGAGCCCUGGACGAUCGCCUCCCAACUUGGAGGGAGGUUAUGACACCCAAAGACAAAAAAAGCUCUUUCCCUGGAACCGACCGGUCAGAAGAGCCGCUGACGUCUUCAGCUUGA
This is a messenger RNA of Bursaphelenchus xylophilus (pine wood nematode), 8635 nucleotides long. NCBI's taxonomy places the organism in Eukaryota, Metazoa, Nematoda, Chromadorea, Rhabditida, Aphelenchoididae. The record is from the annotation of a GenBank genome assembly.